AUAGACAUUGGAUAUUUACUUGUUUUGAUAUUUGUGAUACGUUUGUGACUGUGAUAGUUUUGCUCCGUCCAUUUAUUAUUUGGUCAACAAUUAUUAGUUGAUUUUUGUUCAAGUAAAACUUUUGACUCAUGCAGAAAAAUUUUGAAGCGAAUUCAGACCCAUCGAAGGGGUCAAACAUUUUGUAGUGUAAUUAAACAAUGGAUGCUAGUUUUUAUUUUGUACCAGCAGAUGAAAACAGUGAAGAAUUAGGUGAUCAGAUUGUGCCAAGUACAAAAUUGACUUUAACUAAUAAGCAGUAUGAAAUACCACAUCCGUUCAAGCCCUCUAUUUUGACUGUAAACGAAAUUAUUUUGAAAGAAGAUAUGGUCAAGAAAAAUUUUGUAACCUUUAUGUUGAGGAAAAUAAUGACUGAUACAUGUGGGAUUACAUAAAACACCAUUUGUGAUGAUUUUAACUGAUUGAUGAAGCUUUUUAUUCCAAGAUUUUCUAAAGGAUUCGAUUAUCUAAUUUCGAAAUACUUGUCAAAAAGAAGCCAUAUAAAGAACCAAGAGCAUGACUGAAAAAGAAAAGUUUCGGGAGUAAAAGAAAAUAUCUAUGUUGUAUAUUGCCAUAUAAAGAACCAAGAGCAUGACAGAAAAAGAAAAGUUUCGGGAGUAAAAGAAAAUAACUUUGUUGUAUAUUGCCAUAUAAAGAACCAAGAGCAUGACAGAAAAAGAAAAGUUUCAGGAGUAAAAGAAAAUAACUAUGUUGUAUAUUGCUGUCAGGAAAACGCAAUGUAUUUCAAAUAAAGUAGAAGAACUUCCAUUUUUCCAGGGUUAUGAGAAAAAUAAUGCUUCAACUAUUUUGUCUGAAUCAGCUUAUAGUAAAACUUCAGGAAAAUGUUUAGAAUAUAUUACACACAACUCGAUUGUUGAUAACAGUUCCAUUGAAAGAGAAAAUUUUAAAGCUAAAAAAGUAAACAUUGAGGCCGAAGAGAAUUACAGUGAUUUUGUGAAGACAAUAGAAAUAUUUCGAAAAAGUUUUGGUGGUUUAUUUUUAAAUGGUGAUUCCAAUUCUUUUACCGAAGAAAGUAAUAUUGUUUCUGAAGCUGAAUUUCCAAUAAAACAAUCCGAAGAAAGUUGCGAAAAGACGGAAAUUCCGAAAAGAAGUUUAGAUUAUUUGGCAUCUGACUCCACAUCUACUCUCCAAGAAUCUCAUAGUAAUAACAAAGAUACAUUUUCUGUACCGAAAAUGUUUAUGCCCCAAACUAGAGUUAAUGGUGCUCCACAUGAUGGAAUGAUUGGUAGUAGUAUAAAUGGUAGUUAUUCCCAGUCUGGGCACUUUGGGAAUUCUCCUUAUUUUAUGGGACAAUCUUCUAGUAACCAAUCUAUGUACAAUUAUUCUGAUACGUCAUGUAGAAUGGCCGUUUCAGCAACAGAGCUUACCCCAAACUUCAACAGAUCGGCUAUUGCAUACCCAAAUGAUAUCAGAUUAAAUUACCAUAGCGCAAAUACAGAAUACGGUACAAACUUUGGAAAUGCAAGCAAUGGAUCUUGUUAUAAUAGCCAUUGUAACGGAAUAGGGUACAAUAAUGGAAACGGUAAUUCCCUUGAAAUGGGUUCAAUUAAUUAUACAGGAGUAAAUUCUAGUUUUCAUCAAAGCCCCAACCAUUCAAAUAAUCCUCUCUAUCAUUCUCAUCAAACUUCAAAGGCAGAUUGUACAACCGAUGUAUUCGCUAAGCCCGCUGCUUUUGGGGAAAAUUGUUCAAGUAUCCGUCAUAAAUUAGAUGGCUCGAAUUCAGUUAUGCCAUCUAGUCAAGAUGCUGUAUCAGUAAAAACUGAACUAGUUCGUAAUCACUGUCCAUUUACAGUCAACGGUGCUAAUAACGGGGUAUAUACUGCCCCAGAACAGCAACAAAUGUUUAUGGGAAGUGUCCCAAUUGCCAAAGACGAUUGCUUUCGAUCUCGAUUACCAUCUGCUGCUGUAAGUGCUUAUCCUAGUUCUCCAUCAAUACCUUCAUCAAGUCUGCAACAUUCUCAUCCGCAUCAACAGUUUUCUGAUCCAACAAGGCAGCCUUGUUUCAGAUUGGGAAACAAUGGCACCACACCAAAUGGCACACCAUAUGAACCACUCACGCCACCUCCUUCAGAACCUAAUACAAGCCCACCUUUAGAAAGUUUGCCCAGGAAAACUCCUCCCCCACCUUAUCCUGCCCCAUUUUCUGGAUCUAAAGGUGCAGGAGAUCAACAGCCAAAAUAUAAUCGCCGAAAUAAUCCUGAGCUGGAGAAGCGGAGAACUCAUUUUUGUAAUUUUCCAGGUUGCAAUAAAGUAUAUACUAAAAGUUCUCAUCUGAAGGCUCAUCAGAGAAUUCACACAGGUGAAAAACCUUACCAGUGUCAGUGGGCUGAAUGUGAUUGGAGGUUUGCACGAUCAGAUGAACUAACUCGGCAUACGCGCAAGCAUACUGGGGACAAGCCUUUUAAAUGUCAGGUUUGCGAGCGUGCUUUUGCACGUUCCGACCAUCUCGCCUUGCACAUGAAGCGCCAUCAGCCGAAACUAAACCGGCCAUCCACUACAGCUUGAUGGGGAAAACUGCUGGUUGUAAAUCGGUUUUAGAAGUGAUCACACGUUAGAAAUUUGUCGCAUUAGCAGAUCAUUGGUGAUUUGUAGUGGAAACUUUCCGGGUGAUGUAAGACAAUUUUCAUCUUUUUUUUUACUAGAUUUUGAAACGUUCAUCUUGACUAUAUUUUCUGCUCUACUUUUGAUUCUACGCUCCAUUAGUAGAAAUAAAUACAAGAAAUGAACUAGCUUACAGUGUUUCACCGUCCGUGUUUACGAACUCUUGCUGGAAAGUUAUUUUACCGAAUUCAGUCAGCAUUUGUUUUUCAAGUAAUAACUUAAAAUGAAUCAUUUUAAGCCAAGGUUGUGUUUUUUUUUAAAAAUUAAAUGAAACUGUUCUGUGUUGUUAUUGUUAAUUUUGCUAUUUGGUUAUGAAUAUUGUAUGACGAACAUUAUUGUUCUUGAAGUGAUAACCACCGCAAUAUGGUGCUCAAAAGUUAGUUUGAGACAAUACCCAUACAUUGUGAUUUAUGGACAAUGAUUUGGUAAUCUUUGAUAACUUUAAGUAAUGUAUAUUUGUCAAAUCAUGUUCCAGAUUUUGUAAUUUUAUCAGCAUCUGAAGGGUAGAUAUUAUUUUUAGGAAAAUUGAAUGUUUCACUGUACAUUUACCAAAAUUCCGAUGAAUUUUUGUAAGUAGUUAUAGCUUGAGUUAAUCUUAAAUUAGCAAUUGUAUUUUUUUCUCCUCAAAAGCACAAAUUUUAUUUCCUAUUUUGAAGCACUUUCACAGUUUUGUGCUUCUGAAUAAAGCAUAUCAAGCUGUUCAUUUUGAAUGGCUUCAUGCAGAUUUGCAACAUAAAGUCUAAAAUUCUGGAUGUCCACGUGCAGCAUUUGUUUAAAAUUGUAUCAUCAUACUCAUUAUUUGUAUUUAUACCAUUACUUUCUUUUUAAUAGCAAAGAUCUCAUUCUUAGUCUUGAUAUGAGAUAGACGAAAAUUAUUAAUUA
This is a messenger RNA of Parasteatoda tepidariorum (common house spider), 3540 nucleotides long. RefSeq lists its product as uncharacterized. NCBI's taxonomy places the organism in Eukaryota, Metazoa, Arthropoda, Arachnida, Araneae, Theridiidae. The record is from RefSeq and is a predicted model, not a curated record. Gene Ontology annotation, molecular function: DNA-binding transcription factor activity, RNA polymerase II-specific; RNA polymerase II cis-regulatory region sequence-specific DNA binding. Gene Ontology annotation, biological process: regulation of transcription by RNA polymerase II.